AUGUCGACCCGGAAAGUGCGAUACAAGAAACUUAACAUCAAAACCCCUCUACCCGUACUUCGGGAAGACCAAAUCGACCCCAACGAAUAUGAAUCUCUCACAACCGAAUCACAAAUCGCAACUGGUGUCGAACAAGCGGAGGAAAAUGAAUACCAUCUGCAGGCUGCCCUUAGAGGGGUUGGUGCAAGCACGGAUAAUGAAAUUCCAGUGCCGCCGCCGCAGAAGAGCGAGGCGGACUAUAAUGAGCUGUAUCCCACACCAUAUGUAGAGCCCAGAAAUUACAUAAAGUUCUCCGAAACUGUUGAAGAGACGCUCGGCUGUCUCUAUGAUAUGACCACAGAGGAUGAGGAAUACCUCAAGUCCUACAAUGCUAAGUGGACAGGAAAUACUCAGCUCUCGGAGGAUGAUUUCGAGCGGAUAAUGGAAGUAUUCGAAGAUACCGCCGCAGAGCAAGCUCCCUUUGCUGCAGUUGACAAUACAGUAGUGCCCUUUGACGUUAUGGCCCAGGCUAUGAACCACAUAGUCCCCGUCAAGCUCGUUCAAGCGCAUGCUAAGAAUGUCUACGAGUACUGGAAGACUCGACGGCAGGUGAGCGGUAGCAGGAGCUUGAACCCCUCGCUCAAGUUCGAAACUCAUCAAGAGCAUGAUGAUAUGGACCCUUACGUCUGCUUCCGAAGGCGUGAAGUUCGACAGACGAGAAAGACGAGGGCGCGCGACGCGCAGGUGAGCGACAAAUUAAAAAAGUUGCGUAAGGAACUGGAAGAUGCACGUCAGAUUGUGGUCUUCUCAUACCAGCGAGAGAUAUUCAAGCGGGAGCUUUUGCGCAGCGAUAGAUCUAUCUUCGAACAGCGAAAUGGCCUCAAGGAGAGUAAGAACCGCCUCGGCAUUAAAGGUGAUGACGAAGACUUCUAUAACGCUAGACCGCAGAAACGGCCUAGGACGGAGGCGCAACAACCAGCGCGCGCUGGUCCUCAUGGCCAGCUCCGUCUUAUCGUCCGCCCUGACGGAGGACGAACUGUGGAACCCGCCGAUCUUGCUGUCUUGGCUGAUAAACUCGCUGAAAAGGAGAAUGAAUUGCGUAACGAUGUCGAGAUAAAGAUCCAGAACCAUAGAAGAUGGAACAACAACUAUGUGGAUCUAACUGCUGACCCGUUACCUCCCGUCCAGGAGGAGAAUGAGCUAAGCUUUAGGCCCGCAAAGACCACCUAUUUGAUGACUCCGCCGGCAUCUGCAUCAGAUUCCAUGGAGCCGGAAGAGGAAAACCAAUUAGAUUCACUUCAGUCUUUCCAGCAAAUCAGUUCCAAUAGUAUCAACCUAGGUGGUGCAGAGCCCGAAGAGAUGUGUUCGUACCGUCGUCGUAUAGGGCGAUUAAAUCGCUUGUUUAUCGACCGUCGACCUCCCAAACUUAAUGGGCACAAGACUCCUCCGCGUGAGAUGGACUUUAUCCAGAGUGACCGUUGGAAAUAUGACCAGGAUGAUGAUGACGAUGACCAACCGGUGUAUGAAGUGGACCCCAACAGCUCUCGUCAGAUGAAAUUCCGGUCGACGAUACCGCCCUCGCCCUUUUUAUUUAAGAGACAGGGAGUCGAUGCUGCUACUCUCCAGGCAGGUAGCGUAAGUCGUCAGGCCCUGCCGCAACCCCAAGCACCAACGGCCCAGCCUCAGUCACAACGACCACCUCAGACAUGA
Molecule: messenger RNA, 1689 nt
Organism: Daldinia childiae
Lineage: Eukaryota; Fungi; Ascomycota; Sordariomycetes; Xylariales; Hypoxylaceae
Product: Enhancer of polycomb-like protein 1
Exons: 2
Coding region: 1-1689 (562 amino acids)
Biological process (GO): regulation of transcription by RNA polymerase II
Cellular component (GO): piccolo histone acetyltransferase complex
Source: RefSeq, a predicted model, not a curated record